AUGGAUGACGACGUACAGCCUAAAAUAGUUUCUUUCUAUAUGACGACCUUAAUAAAUAAUUGGUUAAAACAAAUAUUUAUUCAUUAUGCAUCAUUAAAUAACGAUUUAAAAAUGUCUUCAUUAAAUCAAUCUCAUGAGAAAAAUAUGAAUGUAAUUUCUGUAGAACCUAUUAAUAUCAAUCGAAAUUGUUCAUUAAAUAAAGAAAUGACUGAUCGAUGUAUUAUUGUUGACAAACCAUCAACAAUGUCUGAUGCAGAUAAUAUGCAUUAUAAUGAUGAAAAAAAUAAAAAUAAAAAUUUUCUAUUAGACAAUUCAACAGAAAUAAAGCCAUCAAAACAAAAUACAAUUAUUAUUGAUAAAUUUAAAGCAUGUUUUAUUGAUUGUGAAUGUCAAUGUGAAGCGAAAAAGAUAAUCCCUGAAAUAAGUACGAACGUAUGUCAUAAUAGAAAAAAACAACUAUUUGAAGAGCUUUUUCAUCAAAUACAUGGGUCAUCAUAUGACAUUAAUUGUUGUUGUAGUUGCGGAAAAAAAGGAAUGAGAAAAAUGAAAUUUAACUAUGCUCAUGGUGAUAAAACAAGUGCUUCGCAUUAA
Messenger RNA from Rotaria sp. Silwood2, 591 nucleotides. NCBI's taxonomy places the organism in Eukaryota, Metazoa, Rotifera, Eurotatoria, Philodinida, Philodinidae. The record is from the annotation of a GenBank genome assembly.